Molecule: messenger RNA, 2377 nt
Organism: Dipodomys ordii (Ord's kangaroo rat)
Lineage: Eukaryota; Metazoa; Chordata; Mammalia; Rodentia; Heteromyidae
Gene: Tle1
Product: transducin-like enhancer of split 1 (E(sp1) homolog, Drosophila)
Exons: 19
Coding region: 40-2283 (747 amino acids)
Biological process (GO): negative regulation of canonical Wnt signaling pathway; regulation of DNA-templated transcription
Cellular component (GO): transcription regulator complex; nucleus
Molecular function (GO): protein binding; transcription corepressor activity
Source: RefSeq, a predicted model, not a curated record
AAAUUGGAAUGUGAGAAGCUGGCCAGCGAAAAGACAGAAAUGCAGAGGCACUAUGUGAUGUAUUACGAAAUGUCAUACGGAUUAAACAUUGAAAUGCACAAACAGACUGAGAUUGCCAAGAGGCUGAACACGAUCUGCGCACAAGUCAUCCCGUUUCUGUCUCAGGAACAUCAACAACAGGUGGCCCAGGCUGUGGAGCGCGCCAAGCAGGUGACCAUGGCAGAGCUGAACGCCAUCAUCGGGCAGCAGCAGCUGCAAGCUCAGCAUCUGUCCCACGGCCACGGGCCCCCGGUGCCCCUCACGCCCCACCCGUCAGGACUCCAGCCCGCCGGCAUCCCGCCCCUGGGGGGCAGCGCCAGCCUUCUCGCGCUGUCUAGUGCCCUGAGCGGGCAGUCUCACUUGGCAAUAAAAGACGACAAGAAGCACCACGACGCAGAGCACCACAGAGACAGAGAACCGGGCACAAGUAAUUCCCUCUUGGUUCCAGACAGCUUAAGAGCCACCGAUAAACGCAGAAAUGGGCCUGAAUUUUCCAAUGACAUCAAGAAAAGAAAAGUGGAUGAUAAGGAUUCCAGCCACUACGACAGCGAUGGUGACAGAAGUGAUGACAACUUAGUGGUGGACGUGUCCAAUGAGGACCCUUCCUCUCCACGAGCCAGCCCUGCGCACUCACCCCGGGAGAACGGAAUCGACAAAAACCGCCUGCUGAAGAAAGAUGCUUCCAGCAGCCCUGCGUCCACAGCCUCCUCGGGAAGUUCUGCUUCUUUGAAGUCCAAAGAAAUGAGCCUGCAUGAAAAAGCCAGCACGCCGGUUCUGAAAUCCAGUACGCCCACGCCUCGGAGUGACCUGCCAGCGCCGGGCACCAGCGCCACCCCGGGCCUCCGCCCGGGCCUCGGCAAGCCUCCAGCCAUGGAGCCCCUCGUCAACCAAGCUGGAUUUGGUUUUCAUUUGGAGUUGGUACCAGGGAAUGGAAAGUUCGGACUGAAGGAGAAAUCUUGGAUUUUAUCGAGAAAAUCUUCUUUUGAGAUUAAGUCAGCCGGUCUGAGGACUCCCCUGGCGGUGCCCGGCCCGUACCCCGCUCCUUUUGGGAUGGUUGCCCAUGCCAGCAUGAACGGCGAGCUGAACAGCCCUGGCGCGGCCUACGCCAGUCUGCACAACAUGUCACCCCAGAUGAGCGUUGCUGCCGCCGCCGCCGCCGCGGUGGCCUACGGGCGCUCCCCCAUGGUUGGGUUUGAUCCUCCUCCGCACAUGAGAGUACCUGCCAUCCCUCCCAGCCUGGCGGGGAUCCCCGGGGGAAAGCCUGCCUACUCCUUCCACGUCACCGCGGACGGCCAGAUGCAGCCUGUCCCCUUCCCCCCCGACGCCCUCAUCGGACCCGGAAUCCCACGGCACGCCCGGCAGAUCAACACGCUCAACCACGGGGAGGUGGUGUGCGCCGUGACCAUCAGUAACCCCACGAGGCACGUGUACACGGGCGGCAAGGGCUGCGUCAAGGUCUGGGACAUCAGCCACCCUGGCAACAAGAGCCCCGUGUCCCAGCUGGACUGUCUGAACAGGGAUAACUAUAUCCGGUCCUGUAAGUUGCUCCCGGACGGCUGCACGCUCAUUGUGGGCGGGGAAGCCAGCACCCUGUCCAUCUGGGACUUGGCGGCUCCAACCCCACGCAUCAAGGCGGAGCUGACGUCUUCAGCCCCCGCCUGCUACGCCCUGGCCAUCAGCCCCGACUCCAAGGUCUGCUUCUCCUGCUGCAGCGACGGCAACAUCGCCGUGUGGGACCUGCACAACCAGACGCUGGUGAGGCAAUUUCAGGGCCACACAGAUGGCGCCAGCUGCAUUGACAUUUCCAACGAUGGCACCAAGCUCUGGACGGGGGGUUUGGACAACACGGUCCGGUCCUGGGACCUGCGCGAGGGUCGGCAGCUGCAGCAGCACGACUUCACCUCCCAGAUCUUCUCUCUGGGGUACUGCCCAACCGGAGAGUGGCUGGCCGUGGGCAUGGAGAGCAGCAACGUGGAGGUUCUGCAUGUGAAUAAACCGGACAAGUACCAGCUGCAUCUCCACGAGAGCUGUGUGCUCUCCCUGAAAUUUGCUUAUUGUGGGAAGUGGUUUGUGAGCACUGGAAAAGACAACCUUCUCAACGCGUGGCGGACCCCCUACGGGGCCAGCAUCUUCCAGUCCAAAGAGUCCUCGUCGGUGCUUAGCUGCGACAUCUCUGUGGAUGACAAAUACAUCGUCACCGGCUCCGGGGACAAGAAGGCCACCGUCUAUGAGGUCAUCUACUGACUACCGGUGUGAUUUAACAGUUAGAGUUGAAUUGGGCCAAAACGUUUGAAUCUGUAGAAAUAGAGGCAUUGUAACUUUAAAGAAAAAGAAAAAC